This is a messenger RNA of Oppia nitens, 911 nucleotides long. Its product is annotated as RNA-binding protein PNO1-like. Bases 115 to 834 code for a protein of 239 amino acids. NCBI's taxonomy places the organism in Eukaryota, Metazoa, Arthropoda, Arachnida, Sarcoptiformes, Oppiidae. Gene Ontology annotation, cellular component: nucleolus. Gene Ontology annotation, molecular function: RNA binding. The record is from RefSeq and is a predicted model, not a curated record. The transcript is spliced from 4 exons.
UAGAUGGCAUUCAAUAUGUUGUCAAUUGAUAGACAUUUAAUAAAACACGUGAAUUGUGUCCACAUUUUAUUUUAGUGUUUCAAUUGAUUUAUUGAUAUUUAUUUGUCGACAAUUAUGGAUCAAACGGAUCAAAGUUUUACAGAAGUGAACUCACAAAAGUCACUUAAGAGAAGAGCCGAACAAAUGGACGUCGAAUUGUCUGAAGACAUACAAAUUGAUACUCAAGAGGUGACCAGAAAAACUGUUCCCGAUUUCAAGCCCAUCACUGAAGACAAACUUGUGUCUGGUACUCUUGAAUUACGCAAAAUAGCUGUUCCCUCCAAUCGAUACACACCAUUGAAAGAGAAUUGGAUGAAGAUUUUUACUCCAAUUGUUCAACACUUGAAAUUACAGAUCAGAUUCAAUCUGAAGAGUCGUGUCGUCGAAAUUAGAACAUGUAAAGAUACACAAGAUAUCGGCGCCAUUCAAAAAGCGGCUGAUUUUGUCAAAGCAUUUAUCUUAGGCUUUGAAGUCGAGGACGCAUUAGCUUUGGUUCGUUUGGACGAACUAUUCAUUGAAUCAUUUGAGAUACGCGAUGUAAAGCCAUUAAAAGGUGAUCACUUGUCGCGAGCCAUUGGCCGCAUAGCCGGCAAAGGUGGCCGAACUAAGUUUACCAUUGAAAACGUGACCCGAACCCGCAUUGUAUUGGCCGACACUAAGAUUCAUAUAUUAGGUUCAUAUCAGAAUACUCGGGCCGCGCGGACAGCUAUUUGUAAUUUAAUUCUCGGUAGUCCUCCUUCUAAAGUAUACGGAAGUAUGAGACAAUUGGCCGCACGACUGUCCGAGAGAUUCUAGUGACACAAUUCAUCUUAUUUUGUAAAUUAAUUUUUAUUUAAAUAAAUAUUUGUUAACAUUAUUUAGUAUAUUUAAUA